Rhincodon typus (whale shark) is the source of this 3431-nucleotide messenger RNA. RefSeq names its product sodium- and chloride-dependent transporter XTRP3. The record is from RefSeq and is a predicted model, not a curated record. Gene Ontology annotation, molecular function: L-proline transmembrane transporter activity. NCBI's taxonomy places the organism in Eukaryota, Metazoa, Chordata, Chondrichthyes, Orectolobiformes, Rhincodontidae. Gene Ontology annotation, cellular component: plasma membrane. The transcript is spliced from 10 exons. Gene Ontology annotation, biological process: sodium ion transmembrane transport. The coding region runs from base 1331 to 2818 and encodes 495 amino acids.
CAAAGUAUUAUAUAUUACCAAUUUGGCACCUUUUUGAAAUCCUCUGCCAGUUGAAUGAACUGGAUCCAUGAGCUCAAAUACCCCAGCAGCAACUGGGAAAUUUUAUAUUCCAGUUGCGUUUCUGGGAUUGAAAAUGUCGGUAUUUAUGGUUGUUUAUUCAUUCAGUUUCCUUCCCUAAAGGACAUUACUGAAUCAGAUGGGCUUUUCCGACAAUCGGCAAUGGUUUUGUGGCCAUCUCUUUAUUCCAGAUUCCAUUGAAUUCACGUUUUACCAUCUGCCAUGGCAUCUACUAUAUGAUGCCCUGGACUCGAGAACAAUGGUUUUGGUUUGCUAGUCCGGUGGCAUUAACAUUACACCACUGCCUGCCUUGGUAUCGAUAAUAAUGACCACAGAGUCACCAAUGUCAUUUAGGGAAGGCACAGGAGCAGAAGUAGGCCAUUCAGCCCUUCAAGCCUGCUCCACCACUUGCUGAGAUUAUGGCUGACCUGAUAAUCGUCAACUUCACUUUCCUACCAUUUCCUCCCAUAACCUUUAAUAUGCUUCCAUCAGCCAUUCUCGCCCCGUCUGGCCUGUGUGUGACUCCAGCCCCACAGCAAUGUGGUCGAGUCUUUAUUGCCCUCUGAAUUGGCCCAGAGAGUCACUUGAUUAUGUACCAAGGGGCGGCAUAAGGGCCUAAAUGAAUACAUCCCCGGCCGAUCUAACGUUUAGUCAUCUUCUCCAAGGCUCUGCAGUCUUAGAAUGUUUACAUUUUGGAGUUUCCUGGGGUAUUUUUCUGGGUGAGAGUUACUUUUAUAAAUUAAAGUUAUUGAUGAACUGGCAGAUAAUAUACAUUUAAUCUGGGAUCAGAGGAUAUCCUAAUAAGGAAAAGUUGGGCCUGUAUCCAUUGCAGUUUAGAUAAGUGAGAAACGAUCCUUUUUGAGACUUAAGAGAUUCAGAGUGGACUGGGUGGGUGGACAUUGAGAGCAUGUCUCCCCUUGUGGGAGAGACUAGAACCAGAGGCUUGUUUUCAAAGUAGUCUGCCAUUUGAGAUAGAGACACAGAAUUUUUUUUUUUCCUAUUUUUUUUGAGGUGCAGAAGUUCCUGGAACACUCUCUCUGUCUUUUUCCAGAGAGCGAUAAGGGGCAGGUCACGAGGGUGGAGUGAAAUAGGUUCUUGAGUAACCAGUAAGUCAAACGGUUAUUGAAGGAGAGAUGGGAGCAGGGAGUUGAAGUUGCAAUUGGAUCAACCAGAGCCAGAAAACAGCUUCUGCUCCUGAGCUGAUAAGGGUCAGAUGUAUCUUGCAUUCAUGAAUCUUACAUGAAAGCUCUGAAUCUGAGCCAAGUCGCCUAGUAUGCAGCUUGACAUAGAAAGAGGUGGAUUUUUGAUUCCCUACGUGAUAAUGUUAGUUGUGGAAGGACUGCCUUUGUUUUACCUGGAGCUGACCUUGGGCCAAUUGAUGAGGCAGGGAAGCAUUGGAGCUUGGAAAGCAGUCAAUCCAUAUUUAGUUGGUGUUGGUGUAGGAAGUCUCGUGAUAUCAUUUCUGGUUUGCGUCUACUACAAUGCAAUUGUGUCCUGGAGUCUUUGGUAUCUGUUCCAUUCGUUUGAGAACCCUCUGCCCUGGGCACACUGUCCAUUAAAUGCAAACAACACUGCAAUUGUGGAAGAAUGUGCAAAAAGUUCACCCACUGAAUUCUUCUGGUACAGAAAGACAUUAAAUGUCUCUCCCACAAUCGAUGACACAGGGACAUUGCACUGGGGGCUGAUGCUGUGUUUGAUCCUCUCCUGGCUUAUAGUUUACCUGUGUAUCAUUAGAGGAACUGAAUCUACUGGCAAGGUGGUCUAUGUCACAGCUGGCUUUCCAUAUGUUGUGUUGGUGAUUUUUCUCAUUCGAGGAGUAACUCUACACGGAGCAGGAAAUGGGCUCGUUUAUAUGUUCAGUCCAAAGGUGGAGCAGCUGAUGGACCCGAAAUCUUGGAUUGACGCAGCCACCCAGAUCUUCUUCUCGCUCGGCCUGGGCUUUGGGAGUCUGAUCGCGUUUGCCAGUUACAACCAGAAAAACAACAACUGUGAGAAACAAGCAGUUAUCAUUGCUUUAAUUAACAGUCUGACAUCCGUGUUUGCCAGCGUUGUCACUUUUGCCAUAUAUGGUUUCAAAGCUACAUAUAAUUAUGAAAGCUGUCUUGAAAGAAUGGUGUUACUUCUAACAAACACUUUUGACCUGGAUGAGACUGCAAUACAAACAGACACUCUUUCAGAGUGGGUGAUGUUCCUGAAUUCAACACAGCCGAGCAAAUUUGCAACAAUUGCUUCACAGAUCGAAACAUGUGACCUACAGUCUCACUUGGACACGGCUGCGGAAGGCACCGGGCUCUCAUUUAUAGUCUUCACCGAAGCAAUUGUGAACAUGCCUGGGCCAUCCCAGAUCUGGUCGAUAUUGUAUUUUCUGAUGGUCCUGAUGUUGGGCAUUGGCAGUAUGCUGGGGAACGCUGCUGGCGUCAUUACUCCACUCAGUGACAUGAAGAUCAUUUCCAAAUAUUUGCCAAGAGAGGUCAUGAUAGGGAUCGUGUGUCUCACAGCUUGUGUUAUUGGACUUGUGUUCAACAUUGGAUCGGGGAAUUAUUGGUUCUCCAUAUUCAAUGACUAUGCAGCCACCUUGGUACUUCUGGUGAUUGUUUUGAUUGAAGUCAUUGGGAUCUGUUAUGUCUACGGGCUAAGAAGGGCCUCUGAUAGACAUCCUUUUGGCAGUCUGUCAAGUUUUAACCUCUUGCCAAGAAUCCAGAAGGUGGAGUUUAAUUUUAAUGCUGAUGGAAUUGAUACAAGUCUCAGCUCCAGUACGUGAGUUAGGAAUAGGAGGUUGGAGGGUGGGGAUCUGUUAGCAGCACUCUCAUGGGAUCUGUUCAGCAACUCUGUGAGAUUUUAAAAGAGCAGACAGCCCUGGAAACAGGUGGGAUGUGUUUGGCACUGUCUGCAGGCAGAAGCAGGGUUAGCAUUCUGAGUCCAGCAGGACUUCUCAUCUGAAUGAGCAGUUUGUACUCGGUAUCUGUCACCACAGACACUGCUCAGGUUCUCCCAGCUCUGAUAAGACACGGCCAGAAUAGACUCUGUGUGUGAAGCUUGUGCUAUAAUGUUUUAUUGAAAUGCCUUUUAUAAAGGUCUCCAUCUUGGAUUUCCUUUCCCCAAGUCUUUACACUGCGGUGUUCUCUUUAAUGCUUCCUUCUGUCUGCAGACUCUGUGUCUGGGCGGAAUGGGAAAAGACUCCAAAUAAGGAAGUAAUUGACUGACUGUUUCAGCCCUGUCCAUAUCCUCUGUACACAUUCCACUCGCUGGUCAGGCACUGUGGGAGGGAGGCCGCUGUUCCUGGGUUGGAUUGUUUUAAAAGUACAGCUCUGCUGCCUGAGAUAGGGAUCACAUCAUCCCUGGGGAGCGGCAGGAUCACAAACAAACACUGCACC